Chiroxiphia lanceolata (lance-tailed manakin) is the source of this 897-nucleotide messenger RNA. RefSeq lists its product as uncharacterized. Lineage: Eukaryota; Metazoa; Chordata; Aves; Passeriformes; Pipridae. The record is from RefSeq and is a predicted model, not a curated record. The coding region runs from base 73 to 897 and encodes 274 amino acids. The transcript is spliced from 2 exons.
AGAUGCUCCAAGAGGAGCAUCCAGACCUGUGUCCAGUCAACAGAAGCGACCGGCCACCGAGCCUGACUGACCAUGGCCCUGUCAGCUCUGUGGCGCCGCUCUGUGAGCUGGAGAUCAGCCCUGACCCGGCUCGUGCAGCUCUUCCGCUCCCCCCAAACCUCCGGCACCAAAGGCUCAGCCAACCUGCCUCCACCAGCCCCACUGGCAAGCAGCCCCGGUGUUGCUGUCCCAUCAAACACUGCCCGGGGGGGGGCCCAGGGCAGUGGGAAGCCCCUGGCUGGGGCAGACCAGAGUGCCCCCCCGGGUCAACUGCAGCCCUACGACCAUCAGGGGAGAGCAGUGGCCCCGGUCCCACCAGCGCGGCACAGCCAGCGCAGCCCUGCCAGCUCAGCCAACCCCUCCGGGACAGCCCUGGGCAGUGGCAGCCCCCCAGACAGCAGCACCCCCAUGGAUGUGGACGCCACCCCAGUGCUUAACAUCAGCCUGGCCAGUGACGUCUCCAUGGAGGAGGACGCCCCCCGCGGCUGCGACCUCUCGCUGGCCAGCGACGUCUCCAUGGAGGAGGACACCGCCCGCGGCUGCGACCUCUCGCUGGCCAGCGACGUCUCCAUGGAGGAGGACGCCCCCCGAGGCUGCGACCUCUCGCUGGCCAGCGACGUCUCCAUGGAGGAGGACGCCCCCCGAGGCUGCGACCUCUCGCUGGCCAGUGAUGUUGCCAUGGAGGAGGACACCCAGCAGCACGUGGGGACAGGCCUGCCACCACCGCAGAGCAGCGUGUCCCCAGACGACACCAAGCUGGAAAGGCGGGGGGCGAAGAGGAAGAGGGGCUCUGAGCCAGGGGUUGCCAGCAAGAUCAAGGCUCCCGCAGCCGGGGCUGGGGCAGGAAGAUUGGCUUAG